UCUGUCUACGCCCUCCAUCUGUCUGUCUGCUCUGUCUAAGUCUAUCUACUGGUUGUUGAUGAUGAUGAGCCGGAUCUUGCGCCAAUCGAAGAGAGCCAGGCUCUGCGAACGGGAGAAGAUGAUGCCCUGACACACACGUAGACACACACACACACACACACACACACAAUGGACGAAUGAGCAUCCCCCCCCAUCUCUCUCUCCCUCCCUCUGUGUGCGUGAUGCACUCACCCACAUAUACGAUGUGAACCACAGGGCGGUGUAAGCGUUCUGCUGGUAGUUGCGGAUGAUGAUUGGGUGGGGCACGGGCAGCAGCCCCACCAUGGUGGUCUUCUGCAGGUAAGACAGCACCUCCGUCUGGUCGGUCAAACCCUUCUCCUGACACAAAUCCUCAACCUAUCUCACACACACAGCCAUUCUCUCUGUGGAUUGAUGGGUGGCUGGCUGGAUGGAUGGAUAGAUACUUGUGGCAGCAGGCACUGGAUCAGUCGCGAGAUGGUCUGGAGCGGCAGCUUGGACUUCCAGUCGUUGAACCACUCGGGCGUGGGCUGCCACUGAGACAGACACACACACACACACACACACAGAGACAGACAGACAGACAAACACCAUGCGGAAACGGCCAACCGUGCCCCCAGCCACUCUGCUCGCACACCUCGUUUGUAGGUGCUCCCUCUUCACGUGGAGGGGUCUGGCCCGACGCACCAGCCGACGUGUGAUCGCCCGGAUCUACACACACAGCACACACACAGACGGGUCGGUCUCCUUCCAUCGUCACCCAUCCACCCACCGGCCCACCCACCUGAUUGCGGCACACCGUUCCUCGGCGCCUCCCCAUUGGCCACAACACCACCACCACCACCGCCACCACCACCGCCGCCACCAGCGGCGGUCUGCUGCUGCUGUGACGAUGGCGUCGGCGUGGCCCCGGCCACUCCGUUGACCUCUCCGCCUACGACGGCGCCUUCUCCCCCCUCCCCCCCUUCGGUGGCCUGCGACGAGGCCUUCUUGAGGAGCUUGGUGGGGAAUGAGAGGUUCUGGAGAUUCAUGAAGGUGUCCUUCUGACGCAGGAUGGCGUAGACGAGCUUCUGGUUGCCCUGCAUUGCGUGUAUGGGAACGGAGAGAGACGCUUCACGUGUGUGGAGGGCUGGUGUGUCUGGGCAUGUGGCUUGCCUCGUAUUGGUAUUGGAUGAGGUUGUUGAAGGUGUCGAGGAGGAAGAACAGGUCGUGGUAGUGAUACGGCGCCUGCAGGGCAGACACACAGAUCGCAAUGCAUGGUUCUGUGUGUCUGCGAUUGAUUCUGCGUUCGUGUCUGUGGUGACCUUGAACAGCCACUGCGGUUUGCUAAACCGGUCAAGCAGCCGCAGCAGCUGGAUGCAGCUCUCUAGACAAAACCCCUUGAUGUAGGCAGAUCUACACCGCACACACACACACACACAAAAGACAGACACACCACAUGGUCUCCCACCUGGCCAACCCACCCCUCAGCCCACUCACAUGUUGCACAUGACGGUAAGCAGCAUGUCGAUGAGGGCAUCGUUCGUGGGAGACGUCUUCUGACACAGCCCCCCACACACAGACAGACAGAGAGACAGACAGAGACAAAAGGGCCAACCAUAGCACGCCACAAGGGACCACACCGAGCCCAUGUCCUGGAUGCGCCCACCGAGCUGUCGACGACCACUCUGUGGAUGACGAGCACCAGCAGGUCGGCGUGACACCCCUGGAACAGAGGAAUGUCCAGUGGCAACUUCUCCAAAAAAACCUCGUUCAGCCGAACCGCGAAGUCACGCUCUGCAUGUAUGUGAGUGUCCCGAAACACACAGACACAGACACAGAGACACAGACACACAUGUGCACCGGCGCAUGAAGGGGGAAAGGUCAGCGAGUGCACACCUGAGCUGAGGACGAGCAGGAUGAACGAGCACAUGUGCAGGAGGCCCACUUUGGAGGGGCCCCCCUGUGUGUCGGCUCUGCUGAGGUGCGAGUCCAGCAGCAGGAAGACCAGCGGCACCAGCAGCUUGUUGGAGUUGAGACGGCUUGUGAUGCGCCGCAAAAACGUCUGCACACAGGAAACGGCAUGCGGCCGAAAGAUGUAUGUGUGUGUCUGGUGUGCGUGUGGGUAUGGGCACACAGACGGACCGGGUUGGCAGUGAUGAGGUGCCAGAGAAGGAUGAGGGCCUCUUGGUGGAAUGGCACCUGUCCCACACACAAGGCAAGGAAGAAUGUGACAACACUCUGUGCUGUGCUGUGCUGUGCUGUGCUGUGAUUGCGUCACAUUGCUCACCGCCUUGACAGAGUUUGGCAGGUAAGUGUUCCUGGACUGGUGGACCGUGUUGAGGAUGCGCACCAUGCCGUCGAAGAUGAGGUCGAUCUCGCUGUCCUUCUUGAUGCCUGACACACACAUACACACACACACACCCAGACACCCCGAUGGAUGCAUGUGUGUGUGUCGUCCGGCCUUCUUCCGCCGAAGCGGAGUACCUGCCAGCAUAGUGCGGUAGACGUUCCUCACAUUCCUCUCCAGGCUGCCGUCUUGAACCUCCUCAUCUACACACACGCACACGACACACACAUGGUGCACACACAGUUGCCCGUGUUGUUUCCCGUGGUGAGGGCGUGGCGUACAUGUGAUGUGUGCGGCUCCGUUCUGGUCGCCACUGCUGGUGGCGGCGUGUGACGGGGUCUGCGGUGCGGGUGCGUGGGGGUCCACUGAUGUGGACGACAUCUGGUUGGGCGGGGCCAUGCCCGUGUUGAUGCCUGUGCACACACACACAGAGACACACACACACACAGAGAUGAGGCGAGAAACCCCCCAUUGUCUGUGUGUGUAGGGGGGAGCGGAGCUACCUUGUGCGUCUUGUAGGAAGACCUGAGGGUUGAAGUCCAUGAGCACAUUGAGCACCUGCAGUGAGGUGUUGACGAGGUCCUCCUCCUCAGUGCCGGACAACAGGCUCGUGUACGGCAGCCCCUGAGUGAUUGAUGCACCAUCAGAGGGGGAGAGAGGGAGAGGGAGAGGGAGAGGGAGAGGGAGAGAUGGCGGGACUUUCCUCCCUCCAUCUGAAGGGGCUGCUUACGUAUCCGAGUGAGCUUACAUAGCCUGAAGGAUUGUAGGUGAACACAGUGCUCAUCAACGAACAAAACAGAUUGGCUGCAGGGAGGACAGAGAGCACACAAAACCCUCAAUGCCAUGUGCAGCAGAUCCAUUCACCCGCCACCCACAGCACCCCACUCACCAGUGUAAGGGAGGUCUCCUGCAGUGAAACUCCUCAGCCACGGGGGCAGUAUCUGCUGGUACUCGUCGAUGGUCUGGUACAGCGGCCCGCUCAGACACAUGAGCAGACAACGCAACACCUGCACACCCACAAAUAGCCCGUGCAAACACACACCUUGACGCACACAGCGCAAGUCUGCUGAGUGAGUGCUCAGGUGGUUUGGCUGACCUCCGUGCGUGUCUUGUAGAUCUGCGCCGACGAGACGACGGGGAGCUCCUUGGCGGUGCCGAUGCCGCCCUUCCAGAUGAAGCGUGUAUCCACCUUGUGCUUCGGCAGUGGCUGCACAACACGCCCACACACACACAUGGCCAUCUUCCUCGCUCUCUCUCUCUCUCUCUGUGUGUGUGUGUGCGUCUGUGUGUGUGCGUCUGUGUGUGUUACUUCGGUUUCUCCGAUCAUGACGCCGGGCGCAACGCAGCAGAGGUUCUUUAGGAACAGGAACCGCAUCAAACCCGACAGCAGCUGAAACAGACAACACAACAAACACGACACAACAGACAGACAGGACACAUUGGCCUUGUUGCGCUAUCCCUCCUGCCGUCCUUUGCUGUUAUACCUCGUUUCCGAUGAUCAUGUUGGGGUCUUCGGGAGCCUUGGCGGGGCCCUUCUCGCCUCCCUCCUGUCACCCACACAGACAGGGAGUGUGUCAUUCGUGUGCCAGUACCCAGGCCGUCCGCUCCUUACAUCUGCCGUGGCCGCUCUAUCGGCAGCAGCAGGGGCGUCUUGUGUGGUGGUCGCCUUGUAGCCUCCCGGCGUCCAGAAGAGGGUGUGCACAAACUCUGAACACGCCCACACGCCACACCCCCGUUGACAAAAGACGAGGUGCUGGUCUUGGUCUUGGUCUUGAUGAGAUGCAUACCGUCGUUUAGGUCUUCGAGCAUGAAAGGCAUGAGCCUGGUGAGCAGCCGCACGCAGCUGACGGCCACCGUCACGAGGUUGCCGGGCAGCGCGCUCGUGCUGCCCACGUGGUUCACCUCCCGCAUCAUCUCAACUAGCUGAUGGACGGAUGGAUGCACUCAGACAUCAACAGAGGGGUGCCUGCCUUCCUGCCUGCCUGCCUGCCAGCAUAUGUGUGUUCCUGUGGCGUGGCGCAUCUAUCCACCUUUCGGAAGAGGCACGCUGUGUUGUGCGGCUUCUCGGCCUUCAUCUUCCGCACGUCGUCGGGGUUGAUCAGCUCAAACACGUCGUCGAUGCCGAUGCUCGCGCCGAACAGACCCUUCCAAAACUGCAACCGCCCACACACACACACGCGGAGGGCCCGUGGUGCACACUGACAGAUCUGGCCAGAUCUCCGCACCUCGUCAUCGUCGUAUGAGACGUCCUCCGAGACCAGCUUGUCCACGUGGUCCCGGAACACGGCGCGGCUGUCCGAGUUCCCCAUCGAGACGAACGAACGAACCGCCGCUCACGAAGCAAGUUCUACAAGCCGUGCGUCAACAGCACCGAGCAAAGAUCUGCUUCGGCACGGUGCCCCGGAC
Molecule: messenger RNA, 4753 nt
Organism: Vitrella brassicaformis
Lineage: Eukaryota; Vitrellaceae
Source: the annotation of a GenBank genome assembly